CAGAAUUUUGUCUUCCAAGAAUAAUUGACCUUGAAUUCCCUCUUCGUGGCAUCAUAAAUCUAGAGCUGGAAGGAAAAUCAAGAUCAUCUAAUCCAACCCACUACACUCAUUUUGCAGAUGAGGAAACAGGCCCAAGGAGAUUAAUUGGAUUGCCCAUUAGGCCUAAUGAAAAUCAAAGAUUAGGAAAGUGAUUUGUAUUUCUAGUUAUUUUUCCUAUGUUUCUCUAUGUUAAUUCAAGGGGAAAAGGCAUGAAAAGAAAUUUGAAGAGGUAGGCAUAAUUUUUAUUUGGUGAUGGUGAUGAAUGGAAAUCAGGAAAGGCUUCAUAGAAGAUGGUGAUACCUCAGUUAGACUUUGAAGGAAGGUCAGUAUAUAGAAAUGAGAUGUCAUUUCAGGAUAGGAGCCUGUUUUGUUUCAUGAGAGAAGGCAAAAUGAAAACCUGGGAAGAAGUCAAUCCAGUUUGGCAGGUAUAUAGAGUGUAGGAAGGAAGAGAUAAAACUGAAAGGUAGAUUAGAAUCUGAUUGUGAAGGACUAAUAGUAGGGUGAGAAGUUCUUAUUUUAUAUUGCAGGUAAUAAUAAAUAGCCACUGAACAUUUUUGAAUAGAGAAAUGGUAUAAUUACCAUGGUCCUUUAGGAAGGUUACUCUGGCAGUGUGUUAAGGAGACUUGAAGUAGGUAGUAUAAUAAGGAAAUGACUACAAUUUAGGCAGGAGAUAAUGAGGGCUUGAACUGGAAUGGUCAAUUGGAAAUAGGUAGACAUUCUCACCCUUUAUAUACAUCUCCUGAGGGUCACUUAGACCUACUUCCUUUUAAAAAUAUCUAUCUCUUCUCCCUUGGUGACUUCAGCAUCAUUUUUGUUAUCAUUUCUAUAUUGUGACAUAUAUAUACGAAUUGUACAUCUUUAACUAGCUGACAUUUUUCUAAAACAAUUCAUUUCCUGACCACCUAGCCCUAAAUACAUUCUUCUUAACUUUCCUGGGUUUUUUGGUUUGUUUUUUUUUUAAGCUCACAAUUUUCCUUCUAGUCACUCAAGUUUGUAGCCUUAACAUCAUCUUCAGCUCUUCAUUUCCUUCACCUGACCCUCACAUCCUGUGCAUUGCCACAUCUUUAUGUCAAUUCCUUGCUCUCCACUCACGUGGCCACACCCUAGUUUAGGUCCUCAUCACCUCUUAUUUGGACUAUUACAAUAGCAGUCCAAUUAAUCUUUCUUCCUCAUCUCUUUCCUCCUUUCUGAUCCAUCCUUUUUGUAGCUGCCAAAUUGGUAGUCUUAAAUAAGGCACAGAUUUAUAUGACUGUCAUUUCCUUGAUCAAGAAAUGUUAAAGUGACUCUCUGUUGCUUAUAGGUAAAACACAAACCUUUGUAGGGCAUUCAGGGCCCUUGCAGAUUGUCUAUAGCUUAUUUUUUUGUACUUAGCUAAUUUUAUUCCUCUUCACAUAUAUCAUUUCUGGUACACUAGCCUACUUUUGUGAUAUUUCAUAUAUGAUAUUUAAUCUCCCUCUGUGGCCUCUUGGGCACAAGCUGUUUCCUUGCAUGCUUGGAUUGUCCUCUAUUUGAAAAUUUCUACCUUGUAUAAUUCCUAGCUCCUUUCAAACCUUAACUCAGUUUUCAAUUCCCAUAUACCUUUUCUGAUUUCCCAUUUCCCUCAGUGGUUAGUGCCUUCCUUGACACUCCCCCCAUCCUUCAAAAAAUUUGUUUUUGCGAUAUAUAUGGUUUUUAUUGAUUUACCAUUAUAUUUAGUUUCCUGUAGCAUGCAUGCUCAUUGUGAUCAAGAAUGAUUUAGGGUUUUGCUUUUUUUUUUUUAAAUCCUUAGGACCUAGCACAAUACCUUUUAUUUAGAUGUGGGAUAGUACUUGUUGAAUGAAUGAAAGAAAAGAUGAGUUUAGUUUGGGAAAAUUUAAGUUUGAGGUGCCAGCAAGAAAUUUAAGUAGAGAUAACCAAAGGACAGUUGAGAACUUGGCUAUUUAUCUUCAGGAAUGUUCUUGUUAGGGGCAACGAGGUGGUUCUGUGGAUAGAGAACAGGACCUCGAUGUGAGAGGUUCUUGUGUUCAAAUCUGGCCUCAUAUUCUUCCUAGGUCUGUGACCCUAGGGAAGUCACUUAACCCCACUUGCCUAGCCCUCACCAUUCUUCUGGCAUAGAAAUGAUACUUAGUAUCUAAGAGAGAAGAUUUUUUUGAAACCAGAUUUUGCCUUGGAAGAUCCUUUAACAUUUAAUUCAGUUUUACCAUGGUCUCAUUUUAAUACUGCUGGGGGAAAAGGAAAUCGUGAUGCAGCAUCCUCAAAGUUGCUUCAAGAAAAGCUGAGCCAUUACCUGGAUAUUGUGGAAGUAAACAUUGCUCACCAGAUCUCUCUACGUUCAGAAGCAUUUUUUCAUGCAAUGACCUCUCAGCACGAAUUGCAGGACUACCUCAAGAAAACUUCCCAGGCUGUAAAAAUGCUUCGAGAUAAAAUUGCACAGAUUGAUAAAGUAAUGUGUGAAGGAUCUCUACACAUUUUAAGACUGGCACUUACCAGAAAUAACUGUGUAAAAGUAUACAAUAAACUGAAGUUAAUGGCCACUGUGCACCAGACUCAGCCUACAGUACAAGUGUUGUUAUCCACUUCUGAAUUUGUUGGAGCCUUGGACUUAAUAGCAACAACACAGGAGGUUCUACAGCAGGAACUUCAGGGUAUUCAUAGUUUCCGGCACCUAGGAUCACAGCUUUGUGAAUUAGAAAAACUAAUAGAUAAAAUGAUGAUUGCAGAAUUUUCUACUUAUUCUCAUAGUGAUUUAAAUAGACUACUGGAAGAUGACUGUCAAAUUUUAGAAGAGGAAAGACUAGUAUCACUUAUAUUUGGACUUUUAAAACAAAGAAAACUAAAUUUUUUAGAAAUUUAUGGUGAAGAAAUGAUUAUCACAGCAAAGAAUAUCAUUAAACAGUGUGUGAUUAAUACAGUUUCAAAGAUAGAAGAAAUAGACACAGAAGUUGUUGUGAAACUUGCAGAUCAGAUGAGAUUGAUGAAUUUUCCUCAGUGGUUUGAUCUCUUAAAGGAUAUUUUCUCUAAGUUUACAGUCUUCCUCCAAAGGGUUAAGGCAACACUGAAUAUUGUUCGAAGUGUUGUCCUCUCGGUUCUUGAUAAAAAUCAGAGGACUAGGCAACUGGAAGAAACUUCAGAACAGAAGAAUGCUGCAAAAGACAAUUCAUUAGAUACAGAAGUGGCCUAUUUAACCCAUGAAGGCAUGUUUAUCAGUGAUGCAUUUAGUGAGGGUGAGCUACCACCUGGAAUAACAGAUUCUACCUCUCAAAGAAAUGUAUCUCCCAGCAGUGAGCCCUGCAGCAGUGAUUCGGUAUCCGAACCAGAAUGUACUACUGAUUCUUCAUCCAGCAAAGAGCAAAUAUCUUCUCUUACACCAGGAGGUGUAGAGCUUGUGGUCAGUGAGGACAUGAAGUUGACUGACUUAGAGCUGGACAAACUGGCAAAUAGCAUCCAAGAAUUGCUGUAUAAUGCUUCAGAUAUAUGCCAUGAUCGGUCGGUCAAAUUUCUUAUGGCAAGAGCCAAGGAUGGCUUUCUUGAGAAGUUGAAUUCCUCUGAGUUCGUCGCGCUUUCUCGAUUAAUGGAAACAUUUAUUUUAGAUACUGAACAGAUUUGUGGUCGAAAAAGCAUGUCACUACGUGGGGCUCUUCAGAGUCAAGCUAAUAAAUUUGUAAAUAGAUUUCAUGAAGAGAGAAAAACCAAGCUCAGCCUCCUGUUAGAGAAUGAACGGUGGAAGCAAGCUGAUGUGCCUGCAGAGUUUCAAGAUCUUGUUGAUUCCAUAACAGAUGGGAAGAUUGCUUUACCUGAAAAAAAAUCUGGAGAAGAGAGAAAACCUGCUGACUUCCUGAUAGUUGAAGGACAGCCAUAUGCUGUGGUUGGAACAGUAUUGCUAUUGAUAAGAAUUAUCCUUGAAUAUUGCCAAUGUGUAGAUAACAUCCCAUCUGUUACUACUGACAUGCUUACUCGUCUGUCAGAUUUAUUGAAGUAUUUCAACUCAAGAAGUUGCCAGUUAGUUCUUGGAGCAGGGGCGUUGCAGGUUGUUGGCUUGAAAACAAUAACCACAAAAAACUUAGCUCUUUCUUCACGCUGCCUCCAGUUAAUUGUGCACUACAUUCCUGUGAUCCGGGCUCAUUUUGAAGCUCGCUUGCAGCCUAAGCAGUAUAGCAUGCUCAGGCAUUUUGAUCAUAUCACUAAGGAUUACCAUGACCACAUAGCAGAAAUCUCAGCAAAACUUGUAGCGAUCAUGGAUAGCUUAUUUGAUAAGCUGUUAUCCAAGUAUGAGGUGAAAGCUCCUGUUCCUUCUACGUGCUUCAGGAAUAUUUGUAAACAAAUGGCAAAAAUGCAUGAAGCUAUAUAUGAACUCCUUCCAGAGGAACAAACACAGAUGUUGUUUCUAAGAAUUAAUGCAAGCUACAAAAUCCACAUGAAGAGACAGUUAUCUCGUUUAAAUGUGGUAAAUGAUGGAGGACCUCAAAAUGGGUUGGUUACAGCAGAUGUAGCUUUUUACACUGGAAAUCUUCAAGCCUUAAAAGGACUUAAAGAUUUGGACCUAAAUAUGGCUGAGAUCUGGGAACAGAAGAGGUGAUAAAAAUACUGGAAAACUGUAUUUGUGUCUGACCAUAGGAUGUCUCAAAUAUUUAAAGCAGAGCCCAAAAGCAUGUAUGGUGAAAGGGAAAGGGAAAGUAUCAGUGUUGGGAACUGGAUUCAAUGGGACCUGCAAGGAAAUGGUCCUUUUUUUGUGCAUCCUCAGUGAGGGAUAACUGAUCAGGUGUCUAUAACAUUUUUCAUUCUCUCUGGAAACAGACUCAGGUUUCUUUGGACCAAAUCCAAAAGAACACAUAGCUGUAACACAGCUGUAGUUGACUAGAAUGCUCUAUAUACCUUUAUAUUAAAAAAAAAAUGCUUUGCAUUUCUUCCAGUGCAAUGAAAUUCAUAUGAUGUCCCACCUUAUUUAAUGAUGGUACAAUUUAAAAUAUAAAAAUCUUAGUCAACAUCUGUAGAAAAUGUUUUCUCUAUGAAAGUAAUGCUGUUUGAAAAAUUAUUUUUUUACAGAUCUUUCUAUAAAAAAAUAAACAUCUUUUUGAUUGCUUGGAUUUAGGAUUCCCCUUUUUUGUUUUAGUAAGCAGUUUCAUGUUUCAGGGUUUGUGUCUCAUACCUUCUCUUUAUACUGCCACCAAUGCGACUGAGUAAAGCUUUUCAGGUUAGUCUGACCACUUGAAAUGCUGAUCAUUAGUGAUAAUUAAAGAAUAAGAUGUUGGCAUUAGUUAAUUUAUGAAGCUACUAAUUUAAGUACUUUUCAGUAAUAGUACAUAGGGCUGGUGUUCUGUAUCUGUAUUUUUAUAUUUAUAAGACAACCUAUGAGGAAUUUUUUUUCUUUUGCCUUUCUCAUUUCUGGUAGAGGUAAAAAGGCUUAUUUACAUAAGCCUGCCUACUUGUGAAAGUUUUUAUUUUAAAAUUUUGUAUGUUACCCAAACAUUGUCCCCCUUGGGUUCUUAAUUUUAAGUUAACUUUGAUGUGUGCUGAUGUCUGUAGAUCAGAGAGAAGUAGAAUUUUUAGCAGAAUAUAGUACAGGCUGAUGUAUAUCAGCCUGUACUAUAUUCUGCUGUACUACACACACACACACACACACACACACACACACAUAUAUACACAUAAGCUAUAUUGGGGAAGGAAGUUUGAGGUGAUGAAUGGAGUUAACUUGUCUGGAGACUUUUUAUAAACAAACAAAAACUUUACCUUUAAUAUUUGAAUCAGUAAGCACUCUACAAGUAAUAAAGUGCCUGUGCUUCAUCUCACAUUAACAAUCUUACCUAAACCUGUCAGAGUGCCUACCUAACCUUGUAAUGAUUAUGUACAACCAAAUGGUCUUAUGUUGUGUUUUAAGGUUUCCUCAAAAAGGCAAGCCUGUCUUUUUCUUUACUAUUAUGAAGAUGUCAUCAGUUUUUAAACUGUCUAAACAAUAAAGCUAUGAAAAUAA
Molecule: messenger RNA, 5986 nt
Organism: Monodelphis domestica (gray short-tailed opossum)
Lineage: Eukaryota; Metazoa; Chordata; Mammalia; Didelphimorphia; Didelphidae
Source: RefSeq, a predicted model, not a curated record